Messenger RNA from Branchiostoma belcheri (Belcher's lancelet), 2128 nucleotides. Its product is annotated as cytochrome P450 2D6-like. Gene Ontology annotation, biological process: xenobiotic metabolic process. Lineage: Eukaryota; Metazoa; Chordata; Leptocardii; Amphioxiformes; Branchiostomatidae. Gene Ontology annotation, cellular component: intracellular membrane-bounded organelle; cytoplasm. The transcript is spliced from 8 exons. Bases 337 to 1863 code for a protein of 508 amino acids. Gene Ontology annotation, molecular function: iron ion binding; heme binding; oxidoreductase activity, acting on paired donors, with incorporation or reduction of molecular oxygen, reduced flavin or flavoprotein as one donor, and incorporation of one atom of oxygen. The record is from RefSeq and is a predicted model, not a curated record.
UUUCGGAGAGGAGAGGCCACUGCAGGUCGUUGAGCAUUUGUGUCACGCUGCUAGUCCGCUGGUAGUCAUUCAGGGUCACUCGGGCGGCCCUGCGCUGGACGGCCUCCACCGCCUGUAUCCCCUUGGUGGUGUACGGGUCCCAGACGGUGGCACUGUAUUCCAAGUGGGGCCGAACCAGCGCCUUGGCCCGAGAUGGGCAACAGGUCAAAUUGCGCCGAAUGACCCCUAGGACUGACUUCUUGAACAAACACUGUACUUGAAACAAUAUUAAUGUAACGGUCACAGGUCGCCUGAUUCGGGCUGGCGUGGGUCAUUGACUAGUACACUCUUGAGAAAAUGGGCGGUGGUGUCCAGUGGAUGACUGAUUCUGUCCAGGAGAUUUUUCAAAUCUCUGGACUGAAUCUGCAGACCGUUCUCGUUCUCUGUGGGACUUUCCUGUUUGCAUGGUAUCUCCUGAAUCGCCCUAGGAACCUGCCUCCCUACCCGGCAGGAAGCUUGCCUGUUCUCGGGCACCUCCUCGCCUUGGGCCGAACGCCUCACCACAAGCUGACGGCGUGGAGGCGGCAGUACGGGGACGUCUUCACCGUCAGGAUGGGCAUGGAAGAUGUGGUGGUUCUGAACGGCUACGCUGCCGUCAAGGACGCGCUCGUGGACAGGUCCGAGCUGUUCGCCUCCAGGCCGCCACACUACAUACUUGAUGCGGUUUAUGGUUUCGGAAAGGACAUCCUUACUGUACGCUGGGGGACAGUGCUGAAGCAGAGAAGGAGGUUCGCUUUCUCCACCUUCAAGAGCCUGGGCAUGAAGGUCGGAAAGGGCAGUAUUGAAGGGCAAAUCCAAGAAGAGGCGAACUGUCUCCGCCACAGGAUGGUAGAAUACGAGGAAAAGCCCUUUGACAUCUCACACGACUUGGACGUCGCGGUCGCCAACGUGAUCUGCGGCAUGGAGUUCGGCAAGCGCUACGAGUUCGACGAUGAAACGUUCCACAAGCUCCUGAAGACGAUCACAAGCCUCAUCGCUGAAUUCGGAUCCGCAGAGAUCACCACCGUCUACCCUUUCUUGCGGUUCAUUCCUGGAAUGAACAGAGCCUACAACAGAGCGAUGGGUCUGAACGAAAAGAUCCAGGGAGUGAUCUGGGACGAGAUCGCCCGCCAUCGCGAGAACCUGGAUCGCGAGAACCCGCGAGACUUCCUCGACUACUUCCUGCUGGAGGUUGAGAAGCAGGAGAGGGUGGAGGGUCUGACAGAGGAGAUCGUCAUGUACACCGCCCUGGACAUGUUCCUGGCAGGAACUGAGACAACCACCAACACACUGCUGUGGAGUCUCAUCUACAUGACUUCGAACCCCGGCAUCCAGAAGAAGGCGCAGCAGGAGCUUGAUGCCGUUGUUGGUGAUGGUCAGCCCACCCUGUCCCACCGUCCCCAGCUGCCCUACGUGAACGCCUGUCUGCUGGAGACCAUGAGAAUCCGCACUCUUCUCCCCCUGUCAGUUCCCCACGCCACCUCGCAGGACGUCAAAGUCCAGGAAUUUGACAUUCCAGAAGGGACCAAGAUUCUACUGAACAUGCAGUCCGUCCACAUGGACUCCGCUUACUGGCCUGAUCCGGAACGGUUCGACCCGGAAAGGUUUCUGGAUGCGGAAGGAAACGUCAUCAACAAGCCCGACUCUUUCUUACCUUUUGGGGGAGGCCGACGUGUGUGCCUUGGGGAGCAGCUGGCCAAGAUGGAACUGUUCCUGUUCUUCUCGACCCUGCUGCAGUCCUUCACUUUCAAGCUGCCAGAGGGCGCUCCUCCUCCAAACACUGACGGCGUCCUUGGAAUAACCUUGAAGCCACUUCCGUUUAAGCUCUGUGCGAUCCAGCGUUAGUUACCUUCGCCAAGAAGGUUAUGUUUUGGUAGGUGUUCGUGUGUCUGUGUUUGUCAACACGUUAACAUGCGAAGGCUAAGAUGGAUUGUCUUGAUAUUUGGCAGGUGGCUUCAUGAGACCUCUAAAUGAUCAGAUUUUGAUCAGACUUCCUCUGGGAACACCAAAACUGACGCAAUCGUGCGAGUAAAAAAAAAACGUUUGGCAAAAAAAGUUUCCUUCAUUAUGAAGUCUAUGUGGUCAUGAAGGUUUAACAAAUGAAAAAAAG